AGUUGCCGUAAACACCUGCAACGAAGCUUACAGAAACAGGUUGAGAAGUAAAGAGCAGAAAUGGCCACCUCCAUUGCUAAGUCUGGCUAAAAACACCUCUCAGCUAACUAUCCUAUAGGCAACUUCAAGCACCAAUUCACUACUGAUGAUCGUAACUAAGGAAUAAGCUGGUCUCCUAUCCCACUUGGGCAAAAAUUAUUUACUAACUUGGAGGCUGGCUUUGUAAAACCAGUUGCACAACUGCAUCAGACUGGCUGAAGAAAUUUUGAAGAACUGUCACUUCCUCUUGCAAAGACUAUAAAACUUGCUACUACCAAAAAAUCAAAAUGUUCUAGAAGAAGAGACCAUCCCUUGCCAGCCAUUAAAGGUCCACCGACUGUCCUACAGUUACAAUGCCUUGUCUGCUAUGCCCGUCUCUCUUGUGCUGCCUCCUCCUCCUCCUUCCUUUUCCAUUAGCUUCCAGUUCUGCGUCUAAGGGAGACACAGUGGUCAUAACCAGAAGUGGCCCUAUUAAGGGCAAGCGGUUCCUGGCUGGCCUUAGAUCUGUGACAGCCUAUCUAGGCAUUCCUUAUGCUGAGCCUCCCUUGGGGAAGUUGCGUUUCCAGAAACCUCUUCCACAUCAGCCAUGGAAGCAAACACUGGAAGCAACCAGUUUUGGCAAUUCCUGCCCUCAAUUUAUUUUCCGGGACGUCCCUGAAGCAGAUAUAUGGUCUCCUAAAACACCACUGUCAGAAGAUUGCCUUUCCCUCAACAUCUGGGUGCCACAUCCACAACCUUCUUCACCAGUCCCUGUUUUGGUCUGGAUACACGGAGGGGGAUAUAUAAUGGGCACGUCUUCUGUGGACGCAUUAAAUGGGGCACCCUUGGCUGCCGCUGAGAACGUCAUUGUGGUCACCAUCAAUUAUCGCUUGGGAUCCAUGGGCUUUCUGUACUUGCCACCAGCUGCUCCAGGGAACCUAGGCUUAUGGGACCAACAGCUGGCCCUGAAGUGGAUAAAAGAGAAUGCAGCUGCCUUUGGGGGAGAUCCUUCUCGGGUGACCAUUUUUGGCCACAGUGCUGGAGGAACUUGUGUGAAUUUCCAUCUUCUUGCGCCAAAAAGCCAGGAUCUUUUCGCCCAAGGGGUGAUCCAGAGUGGAACAGCCAAUGGCUUCUAUGCUUGGAGGUCUCCCGAGGAAGCCAAACAAAAAGCACUGGAAUUUGUUCAUCUGCUAGGCUGCUCCAAGGGCAAUAAUCCCAGCAUAGUGCAUUGUCUGCAAACAAAAAAUGUUUCUGAACUUAUUCGGCAUGAAAUAGCUCUGUUCUUAAAAGGUGGCUUCCUUGUGAAUUUUCCCUUCAGGCCAACCACAGAUGGGGAGUUUUUGCUUGGUGAACCAGAAAAGCUCAUGGAGGAGGGGCAAAUUCAGGUCAAACCAGUCCUCAUAGGUGAAACCUCUGAUGAAGCAGCCUCAUUUGUCCACUUUGUUUUUCCUAACAUCACCGACAAUCUCAUCAAUCAGGAGCAGCUUCUGAAAGGGAUACAGCUGUUGGUGCCAAAUGCAACUGAAGAUUUUAUUCAGACUAUUGCACUCAAAUACAGUGAAGGAAAUCACGGCCCAGCGAAAUACCGCUCUGCUCUGUCCCACUUCUAUACAGAUCGGAUGUUUGCAUGCCCAAUGAGGGAGGCUGCAGGAAAUAUCAGGAAAACUGGGAGUCCUGUAUAUGCCUAUUUAUUUGCACAUCGCCCUUCAUGGUCAGUUUGGCCUGAAUGGAUUGGGGCAUCUCACGGUGCUGAGAUUCCUUUUGUUUUUGGAACCCUUAAAUCAGCGCUGCCUUUCAAUCAAACAUACACAGAGGCUGAAUCCAGGCUGAGCCGUAAGAUGAUGCAUUACUGGGCAGAGUUUGCCAGAACUGGGAAUCCCACUCGGUCCGCAGCCAGCAAGAAUAAGUGGCCACUCUAUAAUGCCAAAGAAAAGAAUCUCUUCCUUCUUAAUACGAAGCCAUUCCAGGAAAGAGAGAUAGAACACUGUGAUUUUUUAAAGAGGCUUUUUUCAAAGGCUGAAGAGACACAGGUGUCCCAAUGUGAUUUUCUUUCAUCAGACUAAGAAGAAGACAGAAGGUAGGAAUGAGGGGAAUCAAUCCAGACUUCUCUUUAAAGCCUGGGGAAAUGAUGACAAGCUGCACCAGAGAACCUUCCAGAAGCAUCCAUUGUCCUUUCAGGCUGGUGGGAAGUUGGAAGACAAAUAAGGAUACAACUAAAACCCACAUCACUUUUGCUGUUAAAAUAAUAAAUUGCUAGGAGUAAUUUGUUAUAUCUUGAUUUGAGACAGGCUUUUAAUUAAUCCUGCUCCCUCAAAAAGAAUCUCUUAAUAAAUGCUGUCUGAAUUCUUAGGAUAAAAAUCCUUUUAUUUUCACAAUGAAGGGAAAUAGUAAUAAGGAUGUAAUAAAUAAUAGUAGAAUAUAAUAUACUGGAAUACUAAAAUUAGUAGAAACUUGUUAUUCUGUAAACAUUUGUUUCCUGUAACACAAAAAUGCUACAUUAUGCCUUCGUAUUUGUAUUUCCUGUAACUAACUUCCUGUAAUAAACAUAUGCUGUAUUAGGCCUCUGUAAAGUAUCUGAUAUGUUCCUGCCAUCAAUCUGAAUCCACAUCAAUCUUAUUCCUGUUUUUCUUCUGCCAUCCAAAGCCUGGUGCUUAUCUCAGUUUGGAGCCACAUACAUCAUCCCGGGGACAAUUUACACCUCAACCCCACAACUUACACCUUUGAUCUGUGUUGUGAAGCUCUCAGUUCCAUUCCUGCAGCACCAGGGGACCUAGUGGCCAAUUGGGAGAACAAAGGCAUAGUCAAGGAUGAGAUAAGAGUAAUUGGGAGGCAUUUAUCCUUUGCAGGGCUAUUGGAUAGAAACUUAAAUUAGGAGGCUGGAAUUGGGGACUUAACUGGUGCUUCUAACAGUAUAAAAAGGAUGCCAUACCUUCUCUGAGGUAUGGCCUUUCCUUACAUGUCUCUUUUAGUAUAUGUUUGGAAUGGUUUACCCAACUUUUUACUUUUGAUCAAAAUUAAACGCUGAUUCUUUCUCACAA
Ahaetulla prasina is the source of this 3056-nucleotide messenger RNA. RefSeq names its product acetylcholinesterase-like. The record is from RefSeq and is a predicted model, not a curated record. The transcript is spliced from 5 exons. Gene Ontology annotation, biological process: choline metabolic process; acetylcholine catabolic process. NCBI's taxonomy places the organism in Eukaryota, Metazoa, Chordata, Lepidosauria, Squamata, Colubridae. Gene Ontology annotation, molecular function: acetylcholinesterase activity. The coding region runs from base 393 to 2081 and encodes 562 amino acids. Gene Ontology annotation, cellular component: plasma membrane.